AUUGUAAAUGCACUGAGGCUGCGCAGUAGCAGCGCAUACUUGUACACAGAAAUGCUAAUACAGCGGGCCAACAUUUAUGACGUCAUCAGAUCUGCGACAGUGAAAUAAAACGGACACAAGCGUGAUUGAUGGCGUUGAGGCGUGUGGAGGUUCUGGCUCUGUACCGGCGGGUUCUCCGGAUCGCUCGCAGCUGGGAGGCUCAGUCAGCAAUCACAAAUGAUACCAAGACCGAGAGAAAGUACAUCACACAGGAGGCACACUCACUGUUCAGACAGAACCAACACCUGACGGACCCCGAGUUAAUCAAUAAGUGUAUAGCGGAGUGUGAGGCACGAAUAGAGCUCGGACUGCAUUACAGGAAUCCGUAUCCCAGACCUUCGUAUCUUCCUCCAAUGGGUUUGGCCACUCAGAAAGGCAGAAAACUUCGAGCACAGCAGCGACUCAGGAAACAAGCCAAGCCUGUGUACUUACAGUCUCACGACGAGACAUGACUCACACACACACACACACACACACACACACACACACACACACACACUGUAUAUAUGUAUGUAUAAUGCCCCUUCUCAAACAGAAAUACCGGAACUGAAGGUUAUUAUCCUGAGUGAUAUUUGGAGAGAAAAAGUCAGCCAUGUUAAUGAUGUGCAGAAGAGAACAUCUCUCAUGUGCAGCUUUUUACAGCAGGUUUCUUCAUCUGGAUAAGAGUUUUCCUGUCUUUUCCCCAAUCUUCUUGACUUCUUUGCUUCAUGAGAAAGUUAAAGCAGCACGCUGAAUUAAUGUUUUUGGAGCUGUUUCAAAGAAGAGACACAAAAUGCAGCUGGUUUCUCUUACAGGUCGGAGUAAAAGCACAGGAUAUCUAGAACACAUGGAAUCUCACUGUGGACAAAACUAAGUUGCUCAAAACUCCCUUUCAUUUGGAAGCUUAUGUAGUUCCAAAGCCACACAUUCACAAUAUCAAAAUUAAAUAAAAAUGACAGAGUGACACAAAAACAUUUGAGCAGUUCAUCACUGAGCUCAGAGGAGAUCAUGUUUGAGUUUGAGACCAUGCCGUGUUUUUUUUUGGAAUUUAUUACCCAGAAGAUUGAGAGAAAUGACUCACUCAGGCUGCUGAAUUAACAUUCCAGAAUGCCUUCGACACCAGACUGCACGAAUGAGCAGACGCAACAAGUGCAUGCGAUAGGAAAGCGACGCAAAAAUGCGACAGAGGCGUCAGAAAAAAACACAGAAACAAACAGCGUACAGGCAGAAUGUCUCAAUACAGGCAGAUAGUGUGGGAAAGAACAGAAAAGGAGAGAUGCGUGUUCAGUAAAAGUCCAAUCGAAGUCGGUGCAUUCUGUAAGAGAAAAUAAAGCUGAAAUUAGAUAUGCUGA
This is a messenger RNA of Silurus meridionalis, 1370 nucleotides long. RefSeq names its product LYR motif containing 1 (gene lyrm1). The record is from RefSeq and is a predicted model, not a curated record. Lineage: Eukaryota; Metazoa; Chordata; Actinopteri; Siluriformes; Siluridae. The coding region runs from base 129 to 491 and encodes 120 amino acids. Gene Ontology annotation, cellular component: mitochondrion. The transcript has 5 exons.